Penicillium paradoxum is the source of this 11334-nucleotide messenger RNA. Its product is annotated as AMP-dependent synthetase/ligase. Gene Ontology annotation, molecular function: catalytic activity; phosphopantetheine binding. Lineage: Eukaryota; Fungi; Ascomycota; Eurotiomycetes; Eurotiales; Aspergillaceae. The record is from RefSeq and is a predicted model, not a curated record. The coding region runs from base 1 to 11334 and encodes 3777 amino acids. Gene Ontology annotation, biological process: secondary metabolite biosynthetic process; amino acid activation for nonribosomal peptide biosynthetic process. The transcript has a single exon. Gene Ontology annotation, cellular component: cytoplasm.
AUGACUCAACUGCAGCCACUGAAAGGAACCACGCCGAUAGGCUUCUCGGCCACUACAUCCCCGAACACCAGUGGGAGCUCGAGCGUGAAGAAUGGGACCGGCAAACCCAGCAAUGAAAUCUUUGCACCCAUCACCGGGGACCUCAUUGACCGUCACAAUGGCAAUGUGACGGGCGGCAGUAUCCGCGUCCGUUUCCCUGGAGGAAUCGAACAGUGGAAGAAGUCGGUCAACCAGAUCCCCGAGCGCUGCGACCUGAGCGGUCUAGCAACUGACUCCACGCGAUAUCAGCUCGCAUCGACUGGGUUCAGUGACACAAGCGCUACCUACCAGGAGCGCUUGAUGACGGUCCCCGUUGACGUACAUUCCGCGCUCCAAGAGCUGUGCCAGGAACGCCAUGUCAGCGUGAGAUCCGUCAUCAAUUUCUGCGUGCACCAAAUGUUGAAAGGGUUUGGAAAUGGCACACACACCAUCACCGCCUCUCUAAGCCACGAGCAGACUCCGCAGAAUUCUUCGCCAUCCUGGGUGGUCUCCCCCUCAAUUGUCACUCAUGAGAACAGAGACGGAUGGUCCGUCGCGCAGGCGGUCGAGAGUAUCGAAGCGGCGCGCGGUUCGAAGAAGGAGUCAGUGAGCACGAUCGACUUAGGGUCAAGUCUCGUGAAACUGGGGUUAUUUGACUUACUCGUCACUUUUGUCGGUGCAGGCGAUGCUCAUCUUCCGUCUCUCGACUUUCCCCUCGCAGUCAUAGUGCGUGAGUGUGAUGCCAGCCUCUCGCUGACUCUGCGUUUCUCCGACUGUCUCUUCAACGAGGAGACAAUAUGCAAUUUCACCGAUGCCCUAAAGAUCUUGCUCGCCGAAGCAGUGAUAGGAAGGGCGACCCCCGUCGCCGAUAUCGAACUGCUGUCCGCAGAGCAGAAGCAGCAGCUGGAAGAGUGGAACAACACGGAUGGCGAGUACCCUUCAUCGAAGCGACUGCAUCAUCUCAUCGAAGAGGUGGCUGAACGCCACGAAGACAAAGUGGCCAUUGUCUGCGACGAGCGAGAGCUCACCUACGGCGAGCUCAAUGCCCAGAGCAACCGGCUCGCACGUUAUAUCCGCUCCAUUGGGAUCCAGCCCGAGCAGCUAGUCGCACUUUUUCUUGAUAAGAGCGAGAAACUCAUCAUUACCCUCAUCGGUGUGUGGAAAUCCGGCGCUGCCUACGUGCCCAUCGACCCGACUUAUCCGGAUGAGCGAGUCCGCUUCGUGCUGGAUGAUACCAAGGCACAGGCUAUCAUCGUCAGCAAUCGCCACGCGGAGAGGCUCCAGCGAGAGGUUGUCGGCGAUAGAAACAUCCGCAUUAUCCGUCUGGAGCCCUUGCUCACCUUGCUUGCUCAUGAUUCCUCAAAAUUCCCGGCGCAUAACUUGGAGGACCUACUCCUUACGAGCCAACAGCUCGCCUACGUGACGUACACCUCUGGAACCACCGGUUUCCCCAAGGGCAUAUGCAAACAACACACCAAUGUGGUGAACAGUAUCACCGACUUGUCUGCAAGGUACGGGGUGGCCGAACAGCACCACGAAGCCAUUUUGCUCUUCUCGGCCUGCGUGUUUGAGCCGUUUGUUAGACAGACGCUCAUGGCACUCGUUAAUGGCCAUCUUCUCGCAGUUAUCAAUGACGUGGAAAAGUAUGACGCCGACACGCUCCUCCCCUUCAUACGCAGACACAACAUCACCUACCUUAAUGGUACUGCCUCUGUUCUGCAAGAAUACGACUUUUCUGAUUGCCCAUCACUGAAGCGGAUGAUUUUGGUGGGCGAGAAUUUGACAGAAGCCCGCUAUCUGGCGCUGCGCCGGCGCUUCAAGAAUCGCAUCCUGAACGAGUAUGGCUUUACCGAGUCAGCCUUUGUAACGGCCCUCAAGAUUUUCGAACCGGAGUCAACCCGUAAGGACACGAGUCUGGGGAGACCGGUGCGCAACGUCAAGUGCUACAUCCUCAAUCCUUCUCUCAAGCGUGUCCCGAUUGGAGCUACUGGCGAGUUGCAUAUCGGAGGGUUAGGUAUUUCCAAGGGAUACCUCAACCGUCCCGAUCUCACACCGCACCGCUUCAUUCCCAACCCCUUUCAGACGGAUCGCGAGAAGCAGCUCGGAAUCAACAGCUUAAUGUACAAGACCGGUGAUUUGGCCCGCUGGCUUCCAAACGGCGAGGUUGAGUAUCUCGGACGCGCAGACUUCCAGAUCAAACUGCGAGGCAUUCGAAUCGAGCCUGGUGAAAUCGAGGCGACGCUGGCUCUGUACCCUGGGGUCCGGACCAGCUUGGUAGUAUCCAAAAAGCUCCAAAACGGUCCGGAGGAAACUACCAACGAGCACCUCGUGGGUUAUUAUGUUUGUGACAACGCCUCGGUGUCCGAGGCAGACCUAUUGUCCUUCUUAGAGAAGAAACUACCUCGAUACAUGAUUCCGACGCGGUUGGUACAGCUGUCGCAGAUCCCAGUUAAUGUGAACGGGAAGGCGGACCUGCGCGCCUUGCCAGCCGUCGAUAUCUCCAAUUCCACGGAGGUCCAUUCCGACCUUGGAGGCGAGAUCGAAAACGCCCUCGGGGAAAUCUGGGCCGACGUGUUGGGCGCCCGUCAGAGAUCGGUCUCUCGCAACGACAACUUCUUCCGUCUUGGAGGGCACAGCAUCACCUGCAUCCAACUGAUCGCACGCAUCCGACAACGACUCUCAGUCAGCAUUUCCGUCGAAGAUGUCUUCGCAACAAGAACACUUAAGCGCAUGGCAGACCUUCUGCGGAACAAGCAGCAGGAAGAAUCCGAUGAACACCUUGAGGCGCCGGCAGAUUUGCUUGAGGAGCAAGCAGGCACGGGCGAUAUCUAUCUGGCAAACAGUCUUCAGCAAGGCUUCGUCUACCAUUACCUCAAGAGUAUGGAACAGUCUGACGCCUAUGUAAUGCAGUCUGUUCUACGAUACAACACCGCAUUGUCUCCAGAUCUGUUCCAGAGAGCAUGGAAGCAUGCACAGCAGUCUCUUCCGGCGCUGCGGCUGCGGUUCUCGUGGGAAAAAGAGGUCUUCCAACUGAUCGAUCAGGAUCCACCACUGGACUGGCGUUCCCUCGACUUCAACAACGUUCCCACAGGUGCUGUCGGGGACCAGAAAUUGGAAGAAUUGCGGGGCCAAGACCUGAAGGAGAGAUACAGGCUGGAUGCGGGCGGACUGUUCCGCGUCUAUCUGAUUGAACACAGCGAGAAUCGCUUCACGUGUCUCUUCAGCUGCCACCACGCAAUCCUCGAUGGCUGGAGUCUUCCGCUUUUGUUUGAGAAAGUUCACGAGACCUACCUGCAGCUGCUGCGUGGGGAAACUCUCACUCCGUCCAUGGAUGACCCUUACACCAACACCCAACGGUAUCUCCACGCUCACCGUGAGGAUCAUCUCGACUUUUGGGCUGGGGUGGUUGAAAAGAUCGACGAACGUUGUGAUAUGAACGCUUUGUUGAACGAGCGCAGUCGAUACAAAAUUCAGCUGGCAGACUAUGACCAGGUGCAAGAGCAGCGACAGCUGACAAUGGCCCUCUCUGGAGACGCAUGGCUAGCAGACCUUCGUCAGACUUGCUCCGCCCAGGGCAUUACUUUGCACUCGAUCCUCCAGUUUGUUUGGCACGCCGUGCUGCACGCUUACGGUGGUGGCACUCAUACAAUCACUGGUACGACUAUUUCUGGAAGAAACCUUCCCAUCGUGGGAAUCGAACGGUCUGUUGGUCCGUAUAUCAAUACGCUGCCGCUGGUACUCGAUCAUUCGACGUUCAAGAACAAGACCAUUAUGGAGGCCAUCGAAGAUGUGCAGGCCAAGGUUAACGCCAUGAACAGCCGGGGAAAUGUGGAACUGGGGCGUUUGCACAAAACUGACUUGAAGCACGGAUUGUUCGACUCUUUGUUCGUGCUUGAAAAUUACCCAAAUCUGGACAAAUCGCGAACACUCGAGCACCAAACUGAGCUACGAUAUUCGAUCGAAGGCGGCACUGAAAAGCUGAACUAUCCGUUAGCUGUCAUCGCGCGCGAAGUUGAGACGACUGGCGGAUUCACUGUAUCCAUCUGCUACGCCAGUGAGCUGUUUGAGGAGGCCAUGAUCUCCGAGCUCCUUCAUAUGGUCCAGGACACUCUGAUGCAGGUUGCCCGAGGUUUAAACAAACCUGUUGGCAGCCUGGAGUAUCUCUCAUCUGUUCAACUGGAGCAACUCGCCGCAUGGAAUGCCACGGAGGCAGAGUUUCCCGAUACCACGCUUCAUGAGAUGUUUGAAAAUGAAGCGAGCCAGAAGCCGGACAAGACAGCGGUAAUCUAUGAGGAUACGUCCUUAACUUACCGCGAGUUGAAUGAGCGGGCGAACCGUAUGGCACAUCAGCUAAGGUCCGACGUCAGCCCCCAGCCCAACGAGGUCGUUGCGCUCGUGAUGGACAAGAGCGAGCAUAUGAUGGCCAGCAUCCUGGCUGUGUGGAAGAGCGGCGGUGCCUAUGUCCCCAUUGACCCUGAAUACCCCAACGACCGCAUUCAAUACAUCCUAGAGGAUACUCAAACUCUCGCUGUCAUCACGGACCCCUGCUAUCUGCCUCGGAUCAAGGAAAUUGCCUCAUCCGGCACGCUUGUUUAUCCCUCUGACUUGGCUGCCAAUCCUGAUUCCAAGUGGAGCGUAUCGAACCCUUCACCAUUGAGUCGGAGUACGGACUUGGCUUAUAUCAUUUAUACCUCUGGAACGACCGGUCGGCCUAAGGGCGUCACGGUAGAGCAUCAUGGAGUGGUCAACCUGCAGGUGUCGCUAUCCAAGAUAUUCGGCCUACGGGAUACUGACGACGAGGUAAUCCUCUCCUUUUCCAACUAUGUGUUCGAUCAUUUCGUGGAGCAAAUGACCGACGCCAUUCUCAAUGGCCAAACUCUACUAGUCCUCAAUGAUGAAAUGCGCGGGGACAAAGAGCGACUCUACAGAUACAUUGAGAAGAACCGAGUGACCUACCUGUCUGGCACCCCAUCUGUGGUCUCCAUGUACGAAUUCAGCCGGUUCAAGGAUCAUCUACGCCGUGUGGACUGCGUUGGAGAGGCUUUCAGCGAACCGGUCUUUGACAAGAUCCGGGAAACGUUCCAUGGCCUUGUCAUUAACGGCUACGGCCCAACCGAAGUUUCCAUCACCUCCCACAAGCGGCUCUACCCGUUCCCAGAGCGGCGCAUGGACAAAAGUAUCGGCCAGCAGAUCCACAACAGCACGUGUUAUGUGCUGAAUGAGGACAUGAAGCGCACUCCCAUAGGGGCCGUCGGUGAGCUCUACCUGGGAGGCCAAGGAGUGGGACGAGGCUAUCACAAUCGUGCAGAUGUGACCGCGGAGCGAUUCAUUCCUAAUCCAUUCCAAUCGGAAGAGGAGAAGCGGAAAGGCCGUAACUCCCGUCUGUACAAGACCGGUGACCUGGUACGCUGGAUCCCUGGAAGCAACGGGGAGGUCGAGUAUCUGGGCCGGAACGACUUCCAGGUCAAAAUUCGUGGACUGCGCAUCGAACUGGGCGAGAUUGAGGCGAUCCUGUCGUCAUAUCCCGGAAUCAAACAGUCUGUGGUGAUUGCCAAGGACCGCAGGGAAGGUGGCCAGAAAUUCCUAGUUGGUUACUAUGUCGCCGAUGCAGCGCUGCCGUCCGCCGCCAUUCGGCGCUUCAUGCAGUCUCGUCUGCCUGGCUACAUGGUACCUUCGCGUCUCAUUCUCGUCAGCAAGUUCCCUGUCACUCCCAGUGGAAAAUUGGACGCCAAGGCUUUGCCCCCUGCCGAGGAAGAGAGCGAGAUUGACGUGGUGCCGCCGCGUAGUGAAAUCGAACGCUCCUUGUGUAACAUCUGGGCAGAACUGCUCGAGAUGCGCCCAGAUGAGAUCGGCAUUUACAGCGAUUUCUUCAGCCUAGGAGGUGACAGUCUGAAGAGCACAAAGCUUUCCUUCAUGGUCCACGAAUCAUUUAACCGCGCCGUCUCGGUCAGCGCCCUUUUCCGUCAUCGGACAAUCGAAGCCCAGGCGCACUUGAUCCUGAAUGAUGCUGCAGAUGUGCACGAAAUCACACCCAUAGAUUGCAAUGAUAUGCAAAUGAUCCCCGUCUCCCGCGCCCAGGAGCGACUCCUCUUCAUCCACGAAUUUGAGAAUGGCACCAAUGCAUACAAUAUCGACAUUGCCUUCGAGCUUCCUGGCUCAGUUGAGGCCUCGGAUCUCGAGCAGGCGUUGCGUGGAAUCCUUUCUCGGCAUGAGGCGUUGAGAACUUUACUCGUCAAGGAUCACGCAACCGGCACCUAUCUCCAGAGGGUAUUGAGUCCCGAUGAAGCCCAGGGCAUGUUCUCCGUCAAGGUGGGCACAAUCCAACAGAUGGAGCGGCUGGAACAAGAGAUAGCCAGUCUAUCUCGGCAUGUUUUCCGCCUCGGAGAUGAACUGCCUUGGGAGGCCCGUGUGCUCAGACUCGAAUCCGGGAACCUGUAUCUCAUUUUGGCGUUCCACCAUACCAGCUUCGAUGCAUGGUCGUUGAAUGUUUUUGAGCAAGACCUUCGGGCCUUCUACACAGCGCUCCACAAAGCCAAGAGUGCAGCGAACUUGCCAGUCCUCAGAGCGCAGUACAAGGAGUAUGCGAUCUACCAUCGCCGGCAGCUGUCUGGCGAUCGCAUGCGCGACCUAUCCGACUUUUGGCUGCGGAAACUGAGUGGCUUGGAGUCAUUGCAGCUGAUAACCGACCAGCCACGGCCUGUGCAAUUCAAGUACGACGGUAACGACAUCAGUAUCGAACUUAGCAAGAAUGAAACGGAGAACCUGAGGGAGGUGGCCAAACGUUGCAAGUCGAGUCUGUACGUCGUGUUGCUUUCCGCUUACUGCGUAAUGCUAGCCUCGUACGCGAACCAGUCCGAUAUUUCCGUGGGUAUCCCAGUCAGUCACCGAACACAUCCGCAAUUCCAAUCCGUCAUUGGCUUCUUCGUCAAUCUUGUGGUGCUUAGGGUUGAUAUUGCUCAGUCAACCACUUACGAGCUCAUCAGAAAGGUGAUGAAAGAGCUCGUGGACGCCCAGCUGCACCAAGACAUGCCGUUCCAGGAGGUGACGAAGCUGUUGCAGGUGGAUAAUGAUCCCAGCCGACAUCCUCUGGUACAGAACGUGUUCAAUUUCGAAUCCCGUGCGAAUGGAGAAUACGAUGCCAGGUCGGAAGAUGAAGGGUCGCUUGAAUUCACUCAAUACCAGCCUGCUCAGCCCGUGGAUUCCGUUGCGAAGUUCGAUCUGAAUGCAACGAUUACAGAAUUGGAGUCGGGAAUGAGAGUCAACUUCAACUAUGCCACCAGCCUAUUCAACAAAAGCACGAUCGAGGGCUUUUUGCACACCUAUGAGUAUCUUCUGCACCAGCUGUCCGAACUGGGGGCAGAAGGGAUCAAGGAGGAUGCGCAGCUGUCCUUGGUUCGCCCGGCGGAGAAUGGCGAUCUGCACUUGCCACUGGCACAGUCCCCACUUGCGAUGACUGUUGAGGAGCAGAAAGCAGCGUCUUUGAACCAGGCCUUUGAGCGCGAAGCUUCUCUUGCCGCAGAUAAGAUUGCCGUUGUGCAGGGAGAUAGGACGCUUAGUUAUGCCGAUCUUAACAAGCAGGCCAACCAACUCGCCCGGUACAUACAGUCCGUCUCCUGUAUUGGAGCAGACGACCGAGUGGCUUUGAUGCUGGAAAAGAGCAUCGAUACGAUUAUUUGCAUUCUCGCAAUUUGGAAAGCCGGCGCAGCAUAUGUGCCCUUGGAUCCAACUUACCCGCCGGAACGCGUCCAGCUGAUCCUUGAGGACAUUCAGGCGAAGGCUGUUCUUGUGCACUCCAGCCAUGCUUCAAAAUGUGAAAACUAUGGCGCAAAAGUGAUUGCAGUCGACUCGCCUGCCAUCGAGACGGCGGUCAGCUCACAGUCAGCCGAUGACUUGCCCACAAUUGCUACCCUUGACAAUCUGGCCUAUGUCAUUUUCACCUCUGGCACUUCUGGCAAGCCCAAGGGAGUCCUAGUCGAGCAAAAGUCAGUUCUUCUUCUCCGCGACGCUCUCCGAGAGCGGUAUUUUGGUGCAGACUGUACGAAGCACCACGGCGUGCUGUUCCUUUCCAACUACGUCUUCGACUUCUCCGUCGAACAACUUGUGUUGUCGGUGCUAAGCGGGCACAAGCUCAUCAUUCCUUCAGCAGAGUUCGUCGCAGAUGAUGAAUUCUACAGAAUGGCCAACACUCAUGGUCUCUCCUAUCUCAGCGGAACGCCAUCCUUGCUGCAGCAGAUCGAUCUGACACGACUGGACCAUCAGCAGGUCGUGACUGCCGCGGGUGAAGAGCUCCAUGCCUCGCAGUAUGAAAAGAUGCGCCGCCGAUUCAAUGGUCCCAUCUACAAUGCCUAUGGCGUCACAGAGACCACGGUGUACAACAUUAUCACGGAAUUCAGAACGAAUUCGACAUUUGAGAAUGCUCUCCGGGACGUGCUCCCCGGCACCCGAGCGUAUUUGCUGAACGCGGCACUCCAGCCGGUCCCGUUGGAUGCUGUCGGAGAACUCUAUCUGGCCGGCGACAGCGUUACACGUGGUUAUCUCAACCAACCUCUUCUGACGGAUCAGCGCUUCAUUCAAAACCCUUUCCGCAGCGAUGAGGACAUUGCCACGGGGCGCUUCGCGCGGCUCUACAAGACCGGCGACCUGGUUCGAUUCCGGUACAGCGGUCAGCAGCAGCCGCAAUUGGAAUACCUAGGAAGAGGCGAUCUGCAGAUCAAGAUGAGAGGAUACAGAAUCGAGAUUUCCGAAAUCCAGAACGUGAUCGCUUCAUGUCCCGGUGUCCGGGAGUGUGCUGUCGUUGCCAAGUAUGAGAACAACGAUACCUAUUCCCGGAUCGCUCACUCCCUGGUCGGCUACUAUACCACUGACAAUGAAGCGGUAUCGGAAGUCGAUAUUCUCAAUUCCAUGAAGGCAAGGCUUCCAACGUACAUGGUGCCCAGCCACCUCUGCCGUCUAGAGGGCGCACUGCCUGUGACGAUCAACGGAAAACUCGAUGCCCGGAGAUUGCCAGAUAUUAUCAACGACUCCACUCAGUCCUCGUACAGCCCGCCAAGGAACAUAAUCGAGGCCAAGAUGUGCAGGCUGUGGGAAUCCGUCUUGGGAAUGGAGCGAUGUGGCAUUGAGGAUGACUUAUUCAAACUGGGUGGCGACAGCAUCACGUCUUUGCACCUCGUGGCCCAAAUUCACAGCCAGGUGGGUUGCAAGGUCACCGUCCGGGAUAUCUUUGAGCAUCGCACCGUCCGAGCUCUCCACGAUCACGUCUUCAUGAAGGCCCCAGAUCGGAGUAAUGUGCCCCAGUUCCGUACUGAACAAGGGCCGGUCGUCGGCGAGGCUCCCCUGCUGCCCAUUCAGGACUGGUUUUUGUCAAAGGCUCUGCAGCAUCCGAGCCAUUGGAACCACACUUUCUACGUCCGAACGCCAGAGCUGGAUGUCGCUUCGUUGAAGGCUGCUGUCCGGGACUUGCAAACGUAUCACGAUGUCUUCCGCAUGCGACUCAAGCGCCAGGACGCCAAAUUCGUGCAGUCCUUUGCUGAGGACUGUUCCCCUAUCCAGCUCCGGGUGCUGAAUGUGAAGGAUGUCAACGGGCCCACGGCCCUCAAUCAGAUGCUGGACGAGUGGCAGUCUGGCUUUAACCUUGAGAACGGACCCAUCGGUGCCAUUGGCUACCUACAUGGGUACGAAGACCGAUCCGCGCGAGUAUGGUUCUCUAUCCACCAUAUCGCCAUCGACACCGUCAGCUGGCAGAUCCUUGUCCGUGACCUGCAGACGCUGUAUCGCAAUGGAGACCUGGGAAACAAGGGCAGCAGUUUCCGGCAGUGGGCUGAAGCCAUCCAAAGUUACCAGGCGUCAGAGUCUGAAAGGGACCACUGGAACAAGCUCAUCACGGAAACAGCCAACAGCAUAUCCGCAUUGCCCUCGUCGACCGAUUCGCGCGUGCGCCUGAGCAGAAGUCUGAGCCCUGAGAAGACAGCCUCGCUGCUCAAAGGGGGGAUCGAUCGACAAGAUGUCUCCGUGUACGACUCCAUCCUGGCUGCAGUCGGAUUGGCACUCCAAAAUAUCGCUCCGACCGGCCCGAGUAUGGUUACGAUCGAGGGACAUGGCCGUGAAGAAGAAGUGGAUCAGACACUGGAUGUCAGCCGCACCAUGGGUUGGUUCACCAGCAUGUAUCCGUUUGAAAUUCCCCGUCUCAGCACCGAGAACCUUGCUCAAGGAGUGGCCGCUGUAAACGAACGGUUCAGACAGGUCCCUGCCCGUGGUGUGGGGUAUGGAGCUUUGUACGGCUAUACUCAACACCCACUGCCCCAGGUGACCGUCAACUACCUGGGCCAGCUCGCUCGCAAGCAAUCAAUGCCAGACAAAUGGGCCCUCGCGGUGGGCGAUAACGAAUUUGAAUACGGACUAACGACUAGCCCAGAGGACAAAGACCGAAGCUCUUCUGCCGUCGACGUCACAGCCGUGUGUAUCAACGGCACUAUGACCAUCAAUGUGGACAGUGCUUGGAGCCUCGAGAAGAGCGAGCAAUUCGUCUCGAGCAUGGAGGAAGGACUGAACAAGAUCAUCGACAGCAUGGCAAGCCAACAAGCCUCGCUAUUCUUGGCUGCUCCUCCAUCGGCCGAGAUGUACACGCCAUAUUUCGAAUAUCUGGAGCCUCCACGACAGGGUCCGACGCUAUUCUUGCUGCCACCGGGCGAGGGAGGCGCUGAGAGUUACUUCAACAACAUCAUCAAGCGGCUGCCUCAGACAAACAUGGUGGUCUUUAACAACUACUACUUGCACAGUAAACGUCUGCGCACGUUCGAGGAACUCGCGGAAAUGUAUCUCGACCAUGUACGCGUCAUCCAACCACACGGGCCGUACCACUUCAUCGGCUGGAGCUUCGGAGGAAUUCUCGCAAUGGAAAUGUCGCGGCGACUGGCAGCCUCGGACGAGAAAAUUGGUUUCCUCGGUAUCAUUGACACCUACUUCAACGUGCGGGGAGCGACACGCGCCAUUGGCUUGGGAGACACUGAGAUUCUGGAUCCCAUCCAUCACAUCUACAAUCCCGAUCCGGCAAAUUUCCAGCGCCUGCCCUCUGCAACGGAUCGCAUCGUGCUGUUCAAGGCCAUCAAGCCGAACGACAAGUACGAAUCUGAGAACCAGCGUCGCCUGUACGAGUACUAUGAUGGCACUCAACUCAACGAUCUGGAUAGCUUGCUACCAAGCGAUGCCGACGUCCAGCUGGUCCCGCUCAUGGAUGAUACGCACUUUUCCUGGGUCGCAAAUCCACAGCAGGUGGAGCAGAUGUGUGCGACUAUCAAGGAACACCUCGCUCGCUAUUGA